CGGCACCACCGCUAACGCCACACAAGCACCGUCACACAUGCCCCUAUCCGAAGACUCGUUACUCUGUCCUAGACAGCAUCCUAUGAUCUAUUAUCUCUAUAGAGGCGGUCUCACCUCUUUGCCAUGUCACAGAUAGCCUGUUGCACCUGCGCAACCCUGCUCGCUGCGGCAUCCCGCACGGGGUCGCCGUCGGAGAAACCCCUACCCGACAGGACUAGGCAACUCAACUGCUGCGGCCGUAUCAUAUGCGGUGGAUGUCUGCUAGUAGGCCUCCAUAUCUGGUUCCCCGGCUCCCUCCGGACUUCGGUUGGGUUAAUCAUAACCUCAUCCAAUCCGUGCAGAGAAACCCUCGCUUCCUCGGCUACUGCCCCUACUGCCAGACUUCGGGACCGGCCGAACUGCCGACGGCCCAGCGUGUACGACAUAGGCCGCGAGAGGAAAGUAGGCCAGACAACGACCCGCCGCCGCCGCCAUACUCGGCCAUCGCUCCAUCCGCCGACCGCUCGACUCCUCCUCCUCCUCCACCACCUUAUACACCCUCCUCCCCAUUGCCCUCUUCCCUCUCACCCGCCCCACCACCACAGCCCGAAGAAAAAGAAGACCUAACACUCAGCGCGAGCUCCUCGCCUCCGGGCUACACGAUCCACCACCUGCGGCACCCGCCCCACCCGACGCCGGACACGAUCCAAUCCCUCUCCCUGCGCUACGGCAUCCCCGCCGCCGUGCUCCGCCGCCACAACAACCUGCCCCCUGACGCGGACUACCUCCUCUUCGCGCGGCACACCCUCCGCAUCCCGACCGCCUAUAUCACCAACAACAACACCGCUGGCCACCCCCGCCAGCCGUCCGACAGCAGCAGCAGCAGCAGCAAUAGCGACAGCGACAGCACCAGCCCCAGCCUGUCGCCGCACCCGGUAGAAGACGCGGCGGAGCGGGCGCGCAAGACGGCGAUCCGGCGGUGGAUGGUGGCGUGCAAGGAGGCCGACUACGACGUGGCGGUGGUGUACCUGGGGGAGAGCGGGUGGGCGCUGGGGGAGGCGGUGCAGCGGUACUGGGACGACGUCGCGUGGGAGCGGGAGCACCCCCUGAUCCCGAGGUCGAAAUACUCCGGAGGAGGAGGACGGGUGGGAGAGAAGAAGGGCUUGGAGAGAAGGCAGAAGGGCAGGGAAGCAAGGAAGGGCGGGGCGGGGGGAGGGGCGCUGUUGGGUUGGUGGAAAAGCUGACGACAGAGAAAGAGAGCGGGGAUAACGAGCUUCACGAAGGCACAAAAGAGGGUUGUGUGUGUGUGUGUGUGUGUGUGUGUGCGCCCGGGUGUUCACAAUCCGGAUCCCUCUGCAGCAUCAGUUAGGUUCACUCGUAACCGUUGGAGAUAAAGCAUUCACUCAGCGUGACAAUAAU
Messenger RNA from Thermothielavioides terrestris NRRL 8126, 1398 nucleotides. RefSeq lists its product as uncharacterized. Lineage: Eukaryota; Fungi; Ascomycota; Sordariomycetes; Sordariales; Chaetomiaceae. The record is from RefSeq and is a predicted model, not a curated record. The transcript has a single exon. Bases 255 to 1223 code for a protein of 322 amino acids.